CGCCGUGCGGUUCGAACGUGUUUUUCUGGAAGUGCGCAGGGGAGUUUGCGAUAGCGUCUUGUUUGUUGAUAACUUUUGAACGUGAGUUUGAUUCGGAAUUGGAAAGGGGUUUGAGUUUGAGUUUUGGUGAAUGUGUGUCUUUGAAAGAGGCAUUAGGAUGCAAUCAGUGAUUCUGUAGGAUUUGGAAGGAUUUCUUCUGGUGCAGUGAUUGAUAACUGGUGAAGAGGAUCGAAGACGAUCAAAUGUUUAUGUUUUCAUCGGCGAAACUCAACCGAGAGUGUGAGUGAAAAAGGGAAGAAAUCGACUGCAGUGCAGUGAGAGGAAAAAGGAUCGAACCCCGAGAGUUCAUUCAAGUGUCAGAAUCGAGCGCACCGUGGUGCAUGCGAUGAAUUGCGAGAAUGCCGGUGUAAAUAUUAUGGUUAUGAAUGCUUGAUAACAGUGCUGAAUGAUAUUGUUUGGCUCAUUGUCGAACGAUUAGGACGGUGUGACUUGUGCAAACGAAGCGUAAAUCAGCUGGGAUUAUCGGGGGCCUAGGAAGUGGCCAUAAAGAUUCUUCCCCCUUGUGUGGUGUACACGGAAGAGGGUCUUUGGCAACGAUCAGAAACCACAAUAUCGAGCAGAGCAGUAAAGAGUUGAACGUGAAGAAUCUCAUCGCAAGCGCGCUGUCAAAAUGACGAAUUUAUGUGUUUACUUUGGAUUAUUCCUGGUGGUGUUUGCGGCCAGCGGCAGUGCACAUCUGAACCUGUAUUUGAACCAACUCGAAGUUAUGCGAUUACUCGGUCUCUCCGCCGAGCUGUACUACGUGCGCGAUGGCCAGGUCAACGAGUACGCGCUGCACUUUACGGUCCCCGUGCCGGCGACCGUCCAGGACAUUUCGUUCACGUGGCAGGCCCUCAACGGGAAGCCGCUGCCGUACAAGAUCAGCAUCGUUACGUCCGACCCGCUGGUGCUGCCCAAGCCGGCGAUGAACAUCUCGCGGGCGGGCGAGAUCCCGACGCAGAUUGAAACGUUCUCGAUUAUGCUCAAGUGUGCGGGGCGAGAGGCGGCCGAAGUUGAGGUGACGAUCACGAUCGAGGUUACGCUGAACCGCGCGACGGGGAACGCGACGGAGCUGGUCUUCCGGAGGAAGAAGAUAUGUCUGGCGAGUGAACAUCCGGACGCGAAUCAACCCGAUCCGUACCUGCUGGAGACGGUGACCCACACCCAGAACGGGUUGAUCACACUGAUCAUUGGAGGAAUCCUGGCGAUCGCGCUGGUCUUGAUCCUCAUCUCGAUCGCGUACUGCGCGCGAGGUCCAAUGAAACGGAAGCCUCAUCACGCGCAGCCAAUUCGUACCUCGAGCUUCCAGCGACUUCAAACCCACCCUCCAUCGGCACCUUCCUCGAUCGUGUCCCCACCGUCGAUCGCGCCCACGAUCGCUACCCUGUCCCGCAACAAGAUCUACGCCAACGCCGAGCCCGAGGAACUCCAGCGUCGCAUCUCCGAACUGACCGUGCAGCGAUGCCGCGUCCGGCUGUCCUCACUGCUCCAAGAAGGCACCUUCGGCCGUGUAUACCGCGGAUCGUACAACGACAGCCAGGAAGUGCUCGUCAAAACCGUCGGCCCGCACGCGUCCCAAAUGCAAGUCUCCCUACUGCUCCAGGAAGGAAUGAGUCUGUACGGCGCCCAACACCCCGGAAUCCUCUCCGUGCUGGGAGUGUCCAUCGAAGAUCACACCGCACCUUUCCUUCUCUACCAAGCCCCGGACAACAUGCGCAACCUGAAGAUCUUCCUGCAGGAACCCGUCGCCCGCACCAUGACCACCAUCCAGAUCGUCAAGAUCCAGCUGCAGCUAGCGCAAGCCAUCGGACAUCUGCACAGCCACGGCGUCAUCCACAAGGACAUCGCCGCACGUAACUGCGUAAUCGACGACCAGCUGCGGGUCAAACUGGCGGACAACUCGCUCUCGCGGGAUCUCUUCCCCGGCGAUUACUACUGCCUGGGGGACAGCGAAAAUCGCCCGAUCAAGUGGCUCGCCCUGGAGGCGAUCCAGUACAAGCAGUUCAGCGAAGCGUCGGACACGUGGGCGUUCGGUGUGCUGAUGUGGGAGCUGUGCACGCUGGCGCGCCAGCCGUACGCGGAGGUUGAUCCGUUCGAGAUGGAGCACUACCUGCGCGAUGGAUACCGAUUAUCGCAGCCGAUCAACUGUCCAGAUGAGCUGUUCGCAAUAAUAGCCUACUGCUGGACGAUGCUGCCGAUGGAGCGGCCCUCGUUCGAGCGGCUCCAGAUCUGCCUGCAGGACUUUUACGCCCAGCUGACGCGGUACGUCUAGGGUUUGCCGAACGCCGCUGCCAGCGUUAG
Culex pipiens pallens (northern house mosquito) is the source of this 2340-nucleotide messenger RNA. It is a transcript of the gene dnt, whose product is annotated as tyrosine-protein kinase Dnt. Gene Ontology annotation, biological process: cell surface receptor protein tyrosine kinase signaling pathway; multicellular organism development; protein phosphorylation. The coding region runs from base 671 to 2311 and encodes 546 amino acids. The transcript is spliced from 6 exons. Gene Ontology annotation, molecular function: ATP binding; protein kinase activity. Lineage: Eukaryota; Metazoa; Arthropoda; Insecta; Diptera; Culicidae. Gene Ontology annotation, cellular component: signaling receptor complex. The record is from RefSeq and is a predicted model, not a curated record.